Sphaeramia orbicularis (orbiculate cardinalfish) is the source of this 1512-nucleotide messenger RNA. RefSeq names its product integrator complex subunit 12 (gene ints12). Gene Ontology annotation, biological process: snRNA 3'-end processing. The transcript is spliced from 7 exons. Gene Ontology annotation, cellular component: integrator complex. NCBI's taxonomy places the organism in Eukaryota, Metazoa, Chordata, Actinopteri, Kurtiformes, Apogonidae. The record is from RefSeq and is a predicted model, not a curated record. Bases 142 to 1503 code for a protein of 453 amino acids.
UCCAACAGUGAGGAAAAGCGUCCACCCUGAUGUCGCCUUUUUUUAUAGGAAGAGUUCAACCGUCAGUUUAAGUCGAGCACGAAAAUACCGGCAUAAGGGGGCAGGGUUUUACCAUAAAGUCAAAGUUCCUAGUUUUAAGCCAUGGCUGGGCCUGUCAGUUUGGAGUUGGAUCCUAUCUUCCUUAAGGGUUUGAGUUACCUUCACUCCAAGAGUAAAGACUCAGCUGAGAAACUCAAAGCCCUGCUAGAUGAGUCCCUAGCAAGAGGAAGCGACACAUCCUACCGCUCAUCACAAAAGGAUAUAGAAGUUUCGAAAGCGUCCGUGUCAAAACUGAGCUUAAGUAAACAGGACUCCAAGUCUUCGUCCAGCUCUUCUUCCUCUAGCAGCAGCAGUGGCAGCAGCAAAUCCACCUUGGAAAAGAGCAAGAAAGAAGGAGAGAAGAGGCCGUCGGAGAAGGUCAGGGUUGACUUAAGUGAUGUGGAUCCACCAAAGAAACCUCGGCUGGACAAACAUGAGAAUCGAUCCUCACCGAUUACUGUUCAAACAAUCAAAGACCUGCCAAACAUAAAUGAUUAUGACGAGACCAACGCUGAUGACUUCGCCAUGGAAAUGGGCCUGGCCUGUGUGGUUUGCAGACAAAUGACUGUGACAAUGGGAAAUCAACUAGUGGAGUGCCAGGAAUGUCACAACCUGUAUCACCAGGACUGUCACAAGCCUCAGGUGACAGAUAAAGAAGUCAAUGACCCACGGCUUGUGUGGUAUUGCGCCCGCUGCACAAGGCAAAUGAAACGUAUGGCCCAGAAGCCUCCACAGAAGCCGUCGCCUGCCUCUGCUUCAUCUGCACCUGUUGUAAAAGACACUUUGGUGAAAAAGACAGACAUUAAAUCCAAACCUGACACAGCCAGUACCUUCCAAGCAUUCAAGAGAACUGAAAUGAAGGCAUCUACAACAUCUGCCAAUCCCACCAGCAGUACUUCCUCCUCCUCGGGCAGUGGUCUCACAGGCUGGGCUGCGUUUGGUGCCAAGACGAGCUCCUCUCUACCGACCAGCUCCAAACUGGGUUCCUCAGGUCCAAGUGGGAGCAGCAAGACCUUGGCGGCUCCCUCUGGCCAGAAACCCGUCGGGCUCUCCGGGUUAGCUGGUGCCAAGUCGGGACUCGGAGGUGCAAAGAUGCCUGGGAACGGAAAUGGCUCAAGCCAGGUGUCUCUCAAACCUCCCCCUCCCCUGACACUGGGUAAGCAGCCACUGAACCGCUCAUCAAGCAGUGAAAGCCAAGGAAAGGGGUCGGCUCCGUCAGGGGGCAGCUCCCCGGGCGCCUCCCAGACAAGCACCGGGGGGAACGGAGGGUCCAGUAGUAACGGAGGUGGUAACGGGAACAAUGGAAAUGGGUCAAAGGCAGCACCAGGGGACAAAGCACCGACAUCCCAAGAGUCACAGCUUAACGCCAUGAAACGAUUACAACUGGUGAAGAAGAAAGCAGCACAGAAGAAACUGAAGAAAUGAGUCAAGUUU